Messenger RNA from Prunus armeniaca (apricot), 282 nucleotides. Lineage: Eukaryota; Viridiplantae; Streptophyta; Magnoliopsida; Rosales; Rosaceae. The record is from the annotation of a GenBank genome assembly.
AUGGUCAACAACAGUUUCGGGCGGGCGAGGUCGUACGUGCAGCUGUCAACUCAUGAGAUUUUUACCAAGGGAACGCAAGUUGAGGUUAGCAGUGAUGAAGAGGGUUUAAUGGCACUUGGUUUGCUGCAACUAUAUUGGAAGCUGUGGGGGGAGGACAAGUUCCUUAUUGAAUACCAGAGCUUGAGGACAGAAGAUGAUUCAGCAUUUUUGAGAGAAGAGAUUGAUACGCUGCCCCUACAACCUUGUCUGCCCGAAACUGUUGUUGAUCAUUUCAGAGGUUGA